Molecule: messenger RNA, 1398 nt
Organism: Peronospora matthiolae
Lineage: Eukaryota; Oomycota; Peronosporomycetes; Peronosporales; Peronosporaceae
Source: the annotation of a GenBank genome assembly
AUGUCGCUCUACCGCGGUUCAUCGCUCGCGCGCUUGCGCCCACGACUCGUGACGCGCCGUCUGUCCACACAUGGCCAUCCGUUCGUGUUCGAGUCCCGCCACGAGUACAUGGAGUACCUGCAGACGCACCAGAGCCGCCUGCCGUGGGGCUUCUCUGUAGCUACUACAGAUUUCGACUUUGUCCCGCAAGAAGCGCCCCACCUGCCGGCCAAGAUGACCCUAACGCUCCUCAAACCCGUCAAGCCCACGUCCCUAUUCGCUGCAGUGUUCACCCAGAACGCGUUCCCUGGAGCGCCCGUGCUCGUCGGUCGCAAGCGCCUGCAGGAGCCAAAACUCGGCGCGAUUCUGAUCAAUAACAAGAUCUCGAACGUCUGCGCCAGUGGCGGCGGCGUAGCAGACGCUGAGGAGGUCUGUGAGAGCCUGGCCAAGCACUUGAGACUCGAUGCCGGUACCCAAGUGCUGCCCUGUUCGACGGGCGUCAUUGGCUGGCGCAUCCCGGUGGAUGCUAUGGUAGCAAACCUCCCCAAGCUCGUCAAGAAGCUGCAGUCGGACUCGGUGCUGCCUGCUGCCGAGGGGAUCAUGACCACGGAUCUGUACCCGAAGGUUCGCUCUAUGGAUGUGUGCGGUGGCCGGAUCGUUGGCAUUGCCAAAGGAGCUGGCAUGAUUGAACCUAAUAUGGCUACGAUGCUGUCGUAUAUUCUCACUGAUUUGUCGAUUCCUCGUGACGUGCUGCGUCAGUUGCUGAAGGAAGUCGUCGGAGAUACGUACAACUCGCUUAGUAUAGAUACGGACCAGAGCACGUCGGAUACGGUGGCGCUCGUAUCGUCAGACAUGAUCCCCUUCGAUAUGAAGCAUCUGGAAGAGGUCAAGAAGGCACUGUACGAGGUGUGCCUCGGACUCAGUGAAGACGUCGUGCGAAACGGUGAGGGUGCACAUCACGUUAUCCGGGUGAGCGUGGGUGGCGCCUUGACGAAAGAGAUGGCCAAGGGCGUCGGCAAGUCCGUGGUGAACUCGCCCCUGCUCAAGUGUGCAGUAGCUGGCAACGAUCCAAACGUGGGUCGCCUUGUCAUGGCUGUGGGUAAGUACAUGGGUCUACAUUACAAGGAUGUGAACAUUCAGCGCCGGAUGAAGGUCCGCAUGGGUGGCGUCCUCAUUUUCGAGAACGGAGAGAUGGUGCUGAACGACGAUAUCGAGGCUAAACUUGUGGCCCACAUGCGUGACGCUAUGCUGAUCGAGCCUACGCGUGGCGGACUCGACGCUAGUUCACACAACUACCCGCCGCACGGGAAGUUCGUUGAGGUUGACAUCGACUUGGGCGUCGGGUCUGCGUCGAGUGAGGUAUUGGGUAUUGACCUCACGCACGAGUACGUGGCCAUCAACGCGGAUUACCGCUCGUAG